AUGAAUGAACGAUCUGAAGCAAGAACACCAGCUAGAGCUUAUGCAAUCAGAGCUCGUGAGAAAGCUAUUGCCCUAGACAUUAUUACGGGUACUUUUUCUCUCUUUGAUAUUAAUGUAUAUGAAUUGAUUGAUCCUGGACCAACUCACUCGUAUAUAGGCACUGCAUUAGUAGACAAAAAGAAUUUACCUGUUGAGUUCACUGAAUAUACCGUCAAAGUUAUGAAUCCACUAGAGCUACUGAAAUAUUAUGGUUUGGUUAUUGAUUAUCAUUCGGGAAAGGCUAAUGUGGUUUCGGAUGCACUCAACAGAAAGUCAUCAUUGUUUGCACUUCGUGUGUUGAACACUCACUUGGCUUUGAAUGUCGAUGGUUCUAUAUUGGUGAAAUUGAGGACUCAACUAUUGUUUCUACAACAAAUUCGGGAGUUGCAAAAUGAUGAUCCGAAGUUGAUAAUGAAACGAAACUUGGUAAAAGCAGAGCAUCAGGUGCCGUUAGGAUUAUCACAGCCUGUUAUGAUUCUUGAGUGGAAGUGGGAGCGAGUAACAGUGGAUUUCAUAUCUGGUUUUCCUGAAACUCCGAAAAAGAAAUAUUCGAUCUGGAUAAUCGUUGCUGACAUUUUGGAAGGAUCAAUCAACCGACUCACACUAUCCAUCUACGUUGGAUUACCACCUGAUCGAGAAGUUGAAUUGGCAAUCGAAGUGUUCCCUGGUACAACUCUGGUGUCCAUAUCUCCUUACCGUAUGGCUCCGAAAGAGUUAAAGGAACUGAAAGUUUAG
Gossypium raimondii (Peruvian cotton) is the source of this 774-nucleotide messenger RNA. RefSeq lists its product as uncharacterized. The record is from RefSeq and is a predicted model, not a curated record. Bases 1 to 774 code for a protein of 257 amino acids. The transcript is spliced from 5 exons. Lineage: Eukaryota; Viridiplantae; Streptophyta; Magnoliopsida; Malvales; Malvaceae.